AGCCGCACUCUCACAAUUGGAACACCAAAUCAUUCCUAUUCUGCUUCGGUUGAAGUAGUAGUCGGGGAAGAUGGAGGUUGGUUUGGCGGUGAAGCGAGCAGGGGCGGCUGUGCCGGAGGCGUUGUUGCCUGCCCGAACCCUGGGCUUCCGGGAUCCCAUCAAGGCCAGAACAAGAACUAGCUGCGUCGGGUUCCAGCCGCCGGCGAGCGGGGCGUGGAGGAAGCGAGCGGUUUGGGUGGCUCGCAAGGGCGCUGUCCGGUCUGAGGCUGUCCUGGAAGAGAAAGCGCCGCCUCCCAUGAAGAAGAAGGAGGCGGGCCCGGUUCGGCUGUACGUCGGUCUGCCGUUGGAUGCGGUCUCCGACUGCAACGCCGUGAACCACGGCAAAGCCAUCGCAGCCGGCCUCCGCGCCCUCGCUCUCCUCGGCGUCCACGGCGUCGACCUCCCUGUUUUCUGGGGCGUCGCUGCCGCCGGUGAUUGGACCUCCUACCUCGCCCUCGCCGCCAUGGCCCGCGACGUCGGUCUCCGCCUCCGGGUCUCCCUCCACCUUCACGCCCAACGCCGUCCCCGCCUCCCUCUCCCAGAGUCGGUCUCCCGCGCUGCCGCUUCCAACUCCGACCUCCUCUUCUCCGACCGCUCUGGCCGCCGGCACCCCGACGGCCUCUCGUUCGCGGUCGACGACCUCCCCGUCCUCGACGGCAAGAGCCCGAUGGAAGUGUACGAGGAGUUCUUCCAAAGCUUCCGCUUUGCCUUCUCCAACUUCUUCGGCGCCACCAUCGAGGACAUCACCAUCGGUCUCGGACCCAAUGGCGAGCUGCGAUACCCUUCUUUUCCUCCUUCCGGCAGCCAUGGAUUUACUGGUGUUGGAGAAUUCCAAUGUUACGACAAGUAUAUGCUCGCUGAUCUCAAACGGCACGCCAUGGAAGCCGGCAACCCUAUCUGGGGCCAUUCUGGCCCUCAUGAUGCCCCUGAAUACAACCAGUCACCGGCUUUCGGGAAAUUCUUCAAAGAGAAUGGCGGCUCCUGGGAGACGGCCUACGGGCAAUUCUUCCUGUCCUGGUACUCCGGCAAGCUCUUAUCUCACGGUGACCGACUGCUCUCGGUGGCAUCACAAGUGUUUGGUGAUUUGCCUGUUGCACUCUCCGCCAAGGUGCCGCUUCUGCACUGGUGGCAUAAAACCCGGUCGCGGCCGUCCCAACUGACGGCUGGGUUCUACAACACUGACGGUAGAGACGGGUACGAGGCGGUGGCGGAGAUCUUCUCAAGCAAGUCUUGCACCAUGAUCGUCCCAGGCAUGGACCUCUCUGACCGGGAUCAGCCUCAGGGUGUGAAGUCCAGCCCGGAGUCACUGCUGUCUCAGAUUAUGAGAGCAUGCAGGAAGCAUGGGGUGAGACUCGCCGGCGAGAAUUAUUCCCUCGUGGGAGUGGGUACUACUGGCUUCCGAAGAAUAAAGGAGAACAUUCUCGCUGAGAAUUCAAGAUUGAAUUCAUUCACUUAUCAUAGGAUGGGUGCUGAAUUCUUCUCGCCGGAGCAUUGGCCUCUGUUCACAGAGUUCAUCAGGAGCAUGAUGCAACCUGAGAUGGAUUCUGAUGAUAUUCCUAGCUCCGGAGAAAGGUUUUCAGUUAUGGAUGCAGUGGCGGCGGACGAUCGGGAGAUGCAGACAGUGUAGCGAUUCUACUGCAUCGAAAUUGAAAUGUUUACGUGUGUGUGUAUGUAUAUAUGUAUGUAUAUAAUUAAAAUAGUAUAAGUGUAGACAGAAAGGUAGAACAAAUUAGUACCAUAGACCUGAAUGUCUGAAGGUUCAUGUCUUGCGGAUAAGAGGGACCAAACCCCACAUUUACAUCAGCCUGGUGCAAUGAACUACAUAAUGUAUGUAUUAUGGUCGAUAUGUUAAUAUUCUCUUGAACUAGAAAGAAUAACAUGUUGAUAUGAAACA
This is a messenger RNA of Musa acuminata subsp. malaccensis (wild Malaysian banana), 1933 nucleotides long. Its product is annotated as inactive beta-amylase 9. NCBI's taxonomy places the organism in Eukaryota, Viridiplantae, Streptophyta, Magnoliopsida, Zingiberales, Musaceae. Gene Ontology annotation, molecular function: beta-amylase activity. The record is from RefSeq and is a predicted model, not a curated record. Gene Ontology annotation, biological process: polysaccharide catabolic process.